AUGAACACCAUUACAAACCCCACAACCCUCUUCCACCCCCAAAUCACCACCUCCCACCGCCACCUCCGCCACCCACUCCCACCUAUAAAAGCCACAUUCUCUGGUGAAGAAACCCAAACCCACCACCGGAGAUUCAUCAUAACCACCUCCAUUUCACUACUUGCAUUAAACAACCUUAAUGUCCAGUGGCUCGAAUCCGGCAGACGAGGGAGGGACUGCACAGCAUUAGGAACAUGUUGGAGACUAUGUCGUGGAGUACCAGAACCCAGAAAAAGUUCCUACGUUAAAGCUGCUAAUGAGCUGGUCAAUAACAUGUCUGAGUUUGAUACUUAUAUUCGGUCACCAAAGGUGUACGAAUCUUACUUAUACUACGAGAAGACAUUGAAGUCGAUUGACAAUCUUGUUGCUAUUCUCGCAUAGUGAAUUGCACGCGUUUGGUUUUGUUUAUAUGAUGUAAAAGGGAAC
Molecule: messenger RNA, 465 nt
Organism: Lactuca virosa
Lineage: Eukaryota; Viridiplantae; Streptophyta; Magnoliopsida; Asterales; Asteraceae
Source: the annotation of a GenBank genome assembly